GCGAUUGCCAUGGCAACCAGGUACGCUCGUUACGGGGCUACGCAUUCAUUCAUUCGUUCCUUCGUGGCGUUUCGUUCGCGAUGGGACGACGACGACUGCGCGACUCGUUCGCUUCGCGUCCGUCUGGUUCGUAAGACGCUCGCCAUGUUCUCCAAGGACAAAAGCAAGUGGGAGUUUAAACAUGUCUGUGCUGGGCUUGGUCCAGCACUCACGCUGGCUCCUCUCCCGGCCGUGCCCAUCUCGCCGUCCCCACGCGUCCCAGAGAACAUUCUUCGCCGCAAACCCCGCUCUGCCCUGGCAGCGGCCGUGUUUGUGUCAUCGAUGACGGGCCGUGUCGUGGGCAUGCCCCUGGCGAAUCUGCAAAGUCAACGGCCUCGCUCCUGGUCCUUCUCGGACACGGACAGCAUCGUGGAGCCGUACGGCCCUACUGGCCAAUACCUGGACAGAGUUGAAGUUCCACUUUCUGAUGGCGAGGAGACGUCCAGAAGUCAAGCAGUGGAGUCUCGUGCAGAGACAAUGUCUCCAGACGUCGACUCACAAGGCAACCUGGGAGAGAGCUCAGCCAUCCGCCAGGAUUUGUCAGAGAUGUACGCCCGGCCGAACAAGAAUAAGCAUGCUGAGGUUGCAGAAGUGACAGAAGCCAUUUCAAGUGAAGGGCAUUCAAACACUCAGCAGGCACAGAAACCCAAAAAGAAGCGACAGCCCGAAAUGAAUCCAAAGGUGACUGUGAACACACCAAGGGAUGAGGAACGUCCAGCGGAUGCGCUCAGUGGCUCUGUCCCAGACGACGUGGCCACUCUGAAGGGGAUGGUGUACAGGCUCAACGUGCUGCUCAGUCGCUACCAAGCAACCUUCCGCCCUCUGACAAAAGAAGAGAGGAAGAAGAAGGCAAAUGGAUUAUGCUUCAAAGGGCCCCUCCCUCCAUGGCUGGUGGACGUGCAGCACAUGCCCCCUCUUCUGCUGGAGUAUGACAAGGAGCUUCAACAGAAGGAAGAGAUGAUACGCAAUUACGAGGAGGAACUGCAUGCCCUGCGGGAACAGAUGAAGGGGAACAGAAGGGUCGCAGGAAGAGGAGUUGGCGAGGAGUCGAAUGACCGUGCCCAGGAGGAGGUGGUCUCCCUGAAUGAGAUGGUGCGCAGGCUGAACGUGCUGUUGAGCCGCUACCAGGCCACAUUCCGCCCUCUCACGAGAGACGAGAAUAAGACGCCAAAUGUUCUGCGCUUCAAAGGACCAAUCCCUCCCUGGCUGGUGGAUGUGAGGACGCUUUCUCCUCUCAUCCUGGAGUAUGACAUUGUCCUUCAAGAGAAGGAAGAAAUAAUUUCCCUGUUCAAGGAGGAGCUGCAGGCCCUACGCACGCGCACGGAGAAGCUGGCGGACGAGAACGAGGAGCUGCAGCUGAAGCUGCAGAAGUUGCUGGCGGAGAGCGAGGAGCGUGCUGAGGAGCGGCGGCUCAUGCGGGAGCAGGCCCAGCUGGUGGUGGAGGAGAACAAGGUGCUGCUCGACCAGCUCGGCCUGCAGCGGAGAGCCCACGGGGAGGCGUGCGAGGACACACGCCGCAAGCACGAGAGCGCAAUGGGCGAGAUGACGCGGCUCUUGGUGGCCAAGCAGGACGAGAGGGAUGCGCUGGAGCAGGAUCUGGCGAGCGAGCGGCGCUUGCGGGCCCAGCUCACCGAGCGACUCGCCGGCCGCAUCAGCAAGGAGGAGCACGAGCACCUGGUCGCCUCCCUCACGCGAGAGCUCAAGGAGGAGGUGGACCGGCACAUGGCUGACGAGCAGCUGCUGAAGGAGCGGCUCGUGGAGGCUCAGGCCGAGGCGCGCAGACAGACGCUGGACAAUGCCGAGCUGUCUGCCGACAAUAAAGAGCUGACCAAUGAGCUCAACCUGAUCAAGAAGAACUUGAGGUCUGUGCAGCAGGCGGCGAACACGCUGACUCGGCAAGUGGAGGAAGCGCGUGAUGUAGAUGAGACAGCCACUCUGCACCUCUCUGCCAUGGUUCGUGUGGCCAAGAAUGCCCGGAGAGAAAAAUCCAAAGCCAAGCGCUUGGCAAAGACCAUCGCUGAUGAAUACCGAUUGACGCUGAAGGAAUUGAUAAAGAGGAGCAGCGAUGACGGCGAACAGCCAGAGAAGCUACAGGACUCCAAUAAGCAGAUGUUGGUAAGCAUGGAGAAGCUCUCUCAGAGUCUGACGCAGCAGGAGAGGGACACGGCAGAUAAGCGGCUGAUAUAUGAACAGAAGAUCCGCAAGCUGCAGUUUCUGCUGCAGCAGAGGCAAUGUUCCCUGGAUGAGGUCACGGCCCAAGAACGACAGCUCCAAACCGACCUGGAUGUAGUCUUCAAGAUCAAGACCCGGGAGGAUGCCCACCUCCAGAGCAUUCUGUGGGACACUCUGGGCCAGGAGGCGUAUGGUGACUCGCCGUCGCCCACACAGCGGAGCUAAGCAUGAGCUCCGUGAGAACGCUCAAGAGCCAAAGGCCAUCGUCGCCGUUGCAAAUGAUGUCACCACACUUCACCUUUGCUUCUUUCCUUCUGCAUCGUCUACCUCUGACCUGUGACACUGUGACAGCGCCUCACCAUGUAGCCCGGGCCUUCUGUUUGAUCACUGGUCUCAGUGCAUCCAUUUGGUUACCUGAGCUCUUUCCUGCACUUUUACCCCAAAUAUUACUCUUCACACAGUUCUUGGCUGUCAUCUCCUAUUCUGAACUUCGAUGGUACUUAUCCGAUCCUAACAGAAGAUAUUAAGCAUCCUCUCCACAUUUACCGAUAAAUUAAGUCCAAUAUUUAUUUUCUAGUUACUUUGCUAAAGUCCUGCUGUUUAACCCGUACGAUAACAUCGACAUCACUCACCCCUUACGUACCUUCAACAUUUGCCUCAACAUAAAAUAUUAAAUAUUGAAUGUACUAAGGUGGUUUGUGUAGUAAAUCAAAAUAUUGGUGAUGACACCAAUAUUGGUGAUGACACCAAUAUUUUUGCAGCAUUCAAGCACCAAUGAUGAGUCUGCCGUUCAACACCCGUUAUUGCCAUGUUACGCUCAACGACAGAUUGGUAACCAAGCGAUGCUCCUCUUCAUUACGUGUUGGGUGCUACAGCACAACAACUGGGCUGUUUCAAAAAUAUCAGAGAUUUUAUUCUAAAGUAAACUAAAAACUAAACUAUUUUUUUCUUUUUGUAAUAGGUUUUACCCUUUUAACUGGCACAAAACUGACACCUUUAUUCAAGGCAUCAUGUUUGCAAUAACCACAACAC
Petromyzon marinus (sea lamprey) is the source of this 3243-nucleotide messenger RNA. Its product is annotated as centrosomal protein of 89 kDa-like. The record is from RefSeq and is a predicted model, not a curated record. NCBI's taxonomy places the organism in Eukaryota, Metazoa, Chordata, Hyperoartia, Petromyzontiformes, Petromyzontidae. Gene Ontology annotation, biological process: mitochondrion organization; chemical synaptic transmission; cilium assembly. Gene Ontology annotation, cellular component: ciliary transition fiber; centriole.